Molecule: messenger RNA, 2212 nt
Organism: Solanum dulcamara
Lineage: Eukaryota; Viridiplantae; Streptophyta; Magnoliopsida; Solanales; Solanaceae
Exons: 8
Coding region: 385-1821 (478 amino acids)
Molecular function (GO): DNA binding; protein dimerization activity
Source: RefSeq, a predicted model, not a curated record
AAAAAGGGCCUUCUUCGCCACUAGCGGUGCAAUUGGGAAAUUUGGUGUAUACCGAUGACCGAAACCCCUUUCCCUUUUAUGCAAUGAUUUCUCCGAAACCCUAUAACCCAUUUACAACUUCUCUAAAAUCACCCAUUUUCUCAGCUCAUCAGUAGUAUUAACACGACAACUUCCUCCUUUAACUCUGCAGAUUCAGACGCGAUUGAAGAGGAAAAGAUGAGGAUGGGAAGAUCCUUGAAUGGUUGACCUUUUUCAUUUUUUGGUGCAAGUACAGAUGGUUCACGUCUGACGGAAGCUUGUUGAAGUGAGAAAAGACGAUCUUACAGAUUGACAGAAAAGCAGUUUGCUUGGUAUAAAUUAGUGCUUUCAGCUCACAAUUGUGACAUGGCUGCAAAACCAAUUGCUGAUACCAUAUGGAGGGGUAGUUUCAUGAUCUCCCGUCCGGAGAUGAGAUUGAAUCUUGUAGCCCAUCUAUCAAGUAAGGCAUGCGCAAAAGUAUGGCUGGCAGCUAAAGAGAUGGAAGAGGUGAUCUAUCCUGAAUUUCUUCCCAAGCGUGAUGUGUGGCCAAAGAGUUUUAAAAGUUCUAAACUGAUUGAUGAUAAUAUUGCCAUUUAUUUCUUUUCAGUUAAAGGCAGAGAUGAUCAAGUUUUUGAAAAUCUGCUGUAUAAUUUAAGACACUACGACAUUGCAUUAAAAGCCUUGGUUGGUGAUUCUGAACUCCUGAUUUUUACUUCUGCCCAUCUGCCAGAAAAGCAUCACAGAUUUGAGGGUAAAUUAUAUCUAUGGGGUGUCUUCAGUGGAAGAGAAUCUCCACCUCAACACUCACCCGAUGAUUGUUUCAUUCAUAAUUCCCGAGUGACACAAGCUUCAAUCCUGAAUUCAGCAAAUGAUGGGAACGAUAAAAGUUGCAAGGAAUUCUCCAAUAAGAAAGACCCUUCACCUGCCUCAAAAACAGCUAGAAAGGGAAGACCGCUUGAUGACGCUUGGCAACAUGCUACUCCAGUAGAUGGAAAGAAGCAGAGGACAGUUUGCAAUUAUUGUGGAUUUAUCUCUUCCUCUGGAGGCAUUACUUAUCUUAAGACACAUCUGGGUGGAGGUGAUCCGACGGGUUCGCUAAAGGGUUGUCCAAAUGUGCCACCAGAAGUCAAAAGGGUGAUGAAAGAAUGGUUACUAGGAACUAUAAGAGGGGGGAAGGCCCCACAGCUACAUGAUAUCAGGACUGACUUUGAAGAUUUAAUUCAGGAUCCUAUUGUUUGUGCCUUCUCCUCUUGCUCCUCUAAAUUAGCAGCACCUGCAUCCAAAAAAUCAGUUAGAAGGGGAAGGCCACUUGAUGCUGCCUGGGAUCAUGCUACACCAGUUGAUGCAAAAAGGCAGAGAGCCGUUUGCAAGUAUUGUGGUUUCAUAUCUUCUUCUGGAGGAAUUACACAUCUUAAGGCGCAUUUGUCUGGAGGUGAUCCAAAAGGGCCCUCAAAAGGUUGCCCCAAUGUGCCGCCUGAAGUUAAAAGGGCAAUGGCAGAAUCACUCAACAGAACAGUGAAAGGGGUGAAGUCCAUGCAGCCAGAGGAGAUCAGGACGUACAUGAAAGCGGAAAAUGAUUGGUCUCCUCCCAGAUCAGAUGACUAUUCGUUGAAUCAACAUAGAAUUGUCAAGAAUGCUCAGUACUCACAUUUAGCCAGUGGGGGAAAUUCUGUAAAUGAUAUGACCAUGUCAAAGCAAUCAGAGACAGCACAUGUGGAUAGUUAUAUGGAGGUUAUGAGUUCUCACAAUGCUUGUAAGUCGAGCUUUUUAAGCAAACCUACAACUCGAGUAGGUUUUAUUUAACAUGUGCAUCAGUAGGUUGAGGACUAAGAGCUAGAAAGGCAGACUGCUUAAAACUAAUGGUGAGAACAUGCUCCAUUAAUUUAUGACAUGACAAAACAUACACGAGGACAGAUGACGAAGUUGAUUGUACUGCUUUAUCAGCAAAAAAGUUGGUUCUUUUGAUGUACAAACAUCUUUUAACCCAAAGCUUGACAACGACAACAUGGUGACAUUGCUUGUGAUUAUUGUAUCUAUGUAUUUGUUGCGAUGUUCCCUUCAGUUUGGAGUGAUUUUGCAGAUCUAUUAAACAGGUUGAGAAUGUUCCCUUUAGUGUUGAGACAUUUGAAAGUCCUGAAGUCGAUACCUGCUGAGAAAGCCAGGUUGAAACUGAAUUGAAUCCGACAUUAUCUUA